This is a messenger RNA of Nerophis lumbriciformis (worm pipefish), 1206 nucleotides long. The record is from RefSeq and is a predicted model, not a curated record. Lineage: Eukaryota; Metazoa; Chordata; Actinopteri; Syngnathiformes; Syngnathidae.
AUGCUGUUCGGCUGCCGGGUAGCCGAGCCACUGUUGCUACUGCUGCUGCUGCCGGCGGCUUGUCUGGCAGAGAGCGGAGAGCCAGACAUUGACUUAGAGUCCCAAAUCAGCUGCACCUCGCACGUCGCCACCGCAGGUUGCAGUUUAACCUGUAAACUGACUGGCAGCAAGAGCGAGGACGACAAAGAUGACCGUGUGGAGUCGUUAAAAGCCUGUUUCUUUGUCAAUCUAGAGAACAAAAAAAGAUGCCUGUCGGUGCCGGGUGACUCGGUCACGUCUCCUAAACUGCGUCCCCUGCUCCAACUCGAGCUGAACAUCCGCCUUAGGAGUGAGAGAACCGUCAUGAAAAGAGUCCAACUGAAGGAAAUUGUUAAACCUCGAAGUCCAGAGGUUUGGAACAUGACUGUGAAGCCCGAGUCCAACCAGGCCGUGUUUCACAUUCGGACUCCCUAUGAGAACGACUAUCUAAAUGUUGAAAAUCAGCUUUUCCAGCUGUUCAUUUGGAACAUCGACAACAUGAUUCAAAAUGUGUCGUCGUCGGAUACGAUGGCCAUUGACCUGGAGCACCUCCAUAAAAACUCGAUCUAUCACGUCAAAGCGCGAGCAAUCCCACUCCGUUUUUAUAAGGGGAGCUGGAGCGAAUGGAGUAGCGCCUUCACAUUUUCCAUUCCCGAUGUCCAGACACAAAGUGACAAGAUGGAAAAACUGACGAGGAAGCUGGUUGUGUGUCUCCUCUCUCUGGUGGUGCUGACUUCCAUCCUUGGAAUCUUCUGGAAAAAAAAGAUAUUCCCUUACAUGUGGCCCAGCAUUCCACAUCCACAACCCAAUCUGCACAACUGCAAACCCAACAAAGUUGCCCUCCUACUCAACCUAAAACCCGAGGAAUUCAGUCCACUUAAUAUCCACCCGGUGGCCGAAUCAGUUGAGCAGGAGCGAGUUCAAGUUAUCCAUUGUGCAACCAGUGAUCUUACGCUGGCAACUGACCCCCAUUCAACCCAAAACUCCGACUGCAGCGUAAGCACGGAGGAACUGGAGCUUUCCCUCUCGCACGAUAGCAGUUGCUCCAACAGAGACGACAGCCUUCAGAGCUCCUCUUCGAUGCUUGUGGCCGCUGCUGUGCCGAGUCCAGGAGAACCUCUGCUGUUGGGGGUCUCUAAAAAGGAGGAUGAAUAUGUAACAAUGGCCAGUUUCUUUCAGGUUAAGUAG